CGGUCCCGAAGAACAAAGCGAAUACCAAGCAAGCCGGAUUAGUCACAGUGGUACAAACGCAGUGCUCCACCCCACACGUCUUCCACCCUCCUUGACUGGCUCGGCUUGUUGGUGAUCACGCCCGUACCUGUAGCUCAAGACACCUGUCAGACACAAGAACUCAAACGGAUACGCGCACACACCCACUUUUCUGCUUGGGACACUAAGCAAGACACCACGCUUUGAGCCCAUCUGGAUCAUACAGUUAGAGCAGGCAGCCUGAUAAAAACCAGCGAAGACCAAUCGACGGAAAAUCUCUGGUCGAAACAUGGCAACUGAGGGUGAAAAAGCAACUGUAUUUCGUACCACCAAAGUCAGGACCAAGCUGAAGGAUGAUGGCAGCUGGAUGAACCGGAGCACUGAAUCUGAGGUUCAGCCUGCAGAAGAGAAGCCAUGGAUGGCAGAAUUGAGGGCCAGGCGUGAGAAUGGACCACCAACCAGUCCUGUGUCCUCACCCACUUCGACUUCGCCGAUCAAGUCUGACAGUGAAAAAUCUCCAUCUUCGGGAUUUAUGAUCAAGGGGGUUUUCACCAAGCCCGUUUCUUCAUCUUUUACAAAUACUUCCAAUGGCAUUAGUGGGACAUCAAAACUCACCAAAAGACAUUCAGAGGGCGACAAGAAAAUCGCUCCCCACACGGUGAAGCCCUCAGCUGAGAACGAGGACAACAACCUUAGCAUCGAGGAGCAGAUGAAGCGCACGGCGGCAGCCAGCAAAGUCCUCAACAAAUCCGCAGUCAGAGAACGCUCUUAUGUGCUCUCUGCGGCCAAGAAAUUUGAAUCACAAGCAGCUGAAACGUCAGUGGCCAAAGAAAGCACACCAUUUGUACCUAAAAGGGUGGAGAAAGCAGAUGAUGGCUCAGUCCAGGCUCUGCUGGCCUCCCCUGCCAGCCCCAUCACAUCUGUAGCUUCUGUGCCAGAACCACCCAGAACACGAGACAGAGUCGACUCAAGCGUCAAAACAUCUGUCGUCACUGUUAAUGAGCCUCCAAAGAUGGAGGUGGGCCCGCCUGAGCCUGCGAAGGAAGAUCCAUCUGCGGUGUUAGCUUGGGACCAGGACUCAACUGAAGACCCUAAACCAGACCGCUCCAAUGUGGCCGCUCCCCUCCCGGAACUCAUCGCCGAUUACCUUCACGUUGUUUCCGCCCAUUCCGAUCAUGAUGAUUCAAAAGCCGCUGACACUCAUCUUGUCCCAGUUAACGAAGAACCAGAACCUUUGGAAAGUUCAAGCUCCAGAGUUGAAACGCUCACUGCCAUGUUUGAAAACCUCAUCCCAUCCGACUCAAACUCGACCAGCUUCAAGGAUGACGAGCCAGGGCUGGCAAAGGAAGUGGAAAGCUCAGUGGACGCCGGCUCAGAGGACGGAAAGGAACAAGAUCCAACUCCAGUCCUCAGCAACCAUGAAGCAAGAACAGAGGACUUCGAUCUCUUGAAUGUCACUUCUGGCGUCGUUCAAUACACGCAGUCGAAUGAAAGUCGUGAUGAACCUGAACUGCCGGAACCCCCCAGCCCCGUGCAGUGGCGCGAGGAUCUGCACACUGAAUUUGAAAGCAACUCAGAGACUGUCACCAUAACCACCCAAACUGUAACCAUCACCGAGAAGAGCGAGGAGCGCAACCACGUAACCUCACGUGUGGCCACCACAGUAACCGAGUUCAGCUCGGCUGAUCCAUUUGAUCCGUACCCGUUAGGGACCACAUCCCCAAACAGCUCCUCUGACCUGCUGCAGCCCCUCUCAGAUAUUUCCAUCAACAGUUCAUCACACAGUUUUGUGGAGAGGAAAGAGCCAGAGGUCAUUGUGAGCAGUCAUGUUCUGGAAUCGCUCGCAGAUGAUGUCAUUCCCAUCGACACCGCCGCCACAAGUCUGAGCACUCACCGGUCGUGGGCGCGCACGUGGGAAUCCACAACGCCUCUGCAGACCACCACAGAAGAGAGCCAAGAGACUCCAGGAGUAGGCCAACAGGAUGGACAACAGACUCUGGUUACAUUCGAGAGAAAGUCCAAAGAAAUCGACUCACCAUGGGACAGGUGGAUGUCGCCCUCUGUGUAUACCAUCCCGGCCGCCACACCAGAAGAGGAGGAGGAGGAGGAGAGCCUAGAGGAGUCGCAGAUGCACACAGUCACCACCAUCACCACCGUCAGGCAGACGUACGGCGAGCACGAGGGGUCGACGAUGGAUCGGACCGUGCUCAUGGAGGUCCCACGCACCCCCACACCGGAACCAGACACCAAAAAGCCCUUUGUGUACUUGAAGGAGUAUGUCGAUACUUCAGAAAUGUCCUCACACACUGCCACCGAUGGAAUCAAUAGCUGGUCCUCGUCUUACUCCAGCUCGCUGUCCUCCCCCUGCACAUACUGUGGCCAGCUGGUGGGCAAUGAUGCCAAGAUCACCAUCGAGCACCUUAACAUAAGCUGCCACCCGCAUUGUUUCAAGUGCGCCUCCUGCUGGAAGCCGAUGGGAGACCUCAUUUAUAAUAUGUUCCUGCACGGAGGCAAAGUCCACUGUGAAAGCUGCUACUCCGCAGCCUUCGAUUAAUCGCAACGGCUCUUCAUUUGCAUUUAAAGUGAGAAGCGGCCUUCUUCCACCUAGUUUGGACUGCUUCAACGCAAGAAGGAUGGUGGUUUAGGGUAAGCCAAGAGACUGUAACGAGCAAUAAAAAAUAAUGGCGUUCAAUUGUUUUCACGCAAGACAAGAUUUUCAUUGGCAAAACAUGUUUGUGUUCUUUUUCCUGCUGGUGAAAGUGUAACUUAAGGAAUUGUCUGCACGUCAGAUACAAUUAAGCCCAAAUGUAUUCGUACAAUGACCACAUUUUGAGUUGAUGCGUGGCAAAACACUAAGACGUUAAGCGAAAAUGCGUUUGCAAUUCCAAUUAUUGUCCAAUUCCUCCCUUCAAGGAAGAAACAUUUCAAAUGUUUUUAAAAAUAGUUCAUUACAACGCUCUAGGAUUGUGCUUGAAGUUAAAAAAAAAAAAAAAAAGCCAUGUUCUCCAAAUUUGUCAUUGUAUUACUAAUUUUGGGCUUAACUGCAUAUCUGUACUGAAUAAUACUGCCAUUAUGGGGGUAUAAUAUAUUUAUAUUUACCUUGCUUGACUAUGACUUCUUACAAAAGAUUAGAUUAAGUAGAUACCUCUGUUCACUGGUCUGAUGCUUGUUCACAAAAUAAAACGUUUAUCCUGGCAUUAAAAACUUAACAAAUCUCGUGUACUCAUUUGCAUACUGUAGAAAAAUCUUGGUAGAAAUUCCACAUAUCACAGGAAGGGCAUCUGGCGUAAAAAAUUGUGCCAAACAUAUAUGUGCGUCCAUCUGAGAUGACACGCUGUGGCGACGCUGAAAAUGGACAAGCCGAAAGAAACUUUCACUGCACCAUGUCAUACAAAUAGUGGAAAACGGUCAGUAAAGUAGGAGCUAUGUAACAUUUUUUUCUUUGCAUUGUCACAUAAAACAUGCAUAGCAAGCCUUCAGGCUACUUAUUUAAAAAAAAUAAAAAUAAAAAAGAA
Messenger RNA from Syngnathoides biaculeatus (alligator pipefish), 3533 nucleotides. It is a transcript of the gene znf185, whose product is annotated as zinc finger protein 185 with LIM domain. NCBI's taxonomy places the organism in Eukaryota, Metazoa, Chordata, Actinopteri, Syngnathiformes, Syngnathidae. The transcript has 32 exons. The record is from RefSeq and is a predicted model, not a curated record. The coding region runs from base 308 to 2572 and encodes 754 amino acids.